Messenger RNA from Funneliformis caledonium, 129 nucleotides. NCBI's taxonomy places the organism in Eukaryota, Fungi, Glomeromycota, Glomeromycetes, Glomerales, Glomeraceae. The record is from the annotation of a GenBank genome assembly.
AUGAUUAACUAUAAAGAUGUCGAAUCAGCAUUAGUUGAGGACCCAGAUGAUUAUUGCAGACAUGUAGCAAAGCAACGAGCUUUAAAUGAGAAAAUUUAUAAUAAAAAAAUAGUAGAUUUCAAAGACUGA